This is a messenger RNA of Ochlerotatus camptorhynchus, 508 nucleotides long. RefSeq names its product RAB interacting factor STRAT (gene strat). Gene Ontology annotation, cellular component: cytosol; membrane. Gene Ontology annotation, biological process: post-Golgi vesicle-mediated transport; small GTPase-mediated signal transduction. The transcript has 2 exons. The coding region runs from base 100 to 489 and encodes 129 amino acids. Gene Ontology annotation, molecular function: guanyl-nucleotide exchange factor activity; zinc ion binding. The record is from RefSeq and is a predicted model, not a curated record. NCBI's taxonomy places the organism in Eukaryota, Metazoa, Arthropoda, Insecta, Diptera, Culicidae.
AAUAGGUAAAGUCUAACUCGUGAACCGUAAUUAAAUUGAAGUGGUAAAAUAAUAAUCGUUUCAACAGUUAAUGCAAACCCGGGAUUGCAAACAGCUAAAAUGAGUGAAUCACAGAUGCUGGAUGUAGUCGAACUGGUCGAAAACGAAAAAAACAAAACCAACGUAAAAUGUACGCACUGCGAUUCGUUGAUUCUGAAACCGGCCACUGCUGACUAUGUAGAAAGCGAGUUCGACCUGCCCGAACCGCAGCAGAAGAGACGCCAAUCGUCGGAUCCGGUCGGUGAACCAGCGCCGUUCACCUGCGAGAAGCUGAAACACUUCUGGGUCGUCAGCGAUAUGUUCACCUUUGAGAACAUUGGUUUCUCGCACACGGUGGACAAAACCAAGUACCUGAUCUGUGCUGAUUGCGAAAUCGGCCCAGUUGGCUAUCACGAUCUCCAGACGAAACGAUGCUACAUUGCACUGCAACGGGUGAAGCAUACGGCAUGAAUCGGCGUCAUACUUUAGG